Limanda limanda (common dab) is the source of this 1206-nucleotide messenger RNA. Its product is annotated as phosphatidylinositol 5-phosphate 4-kinase type-2 gamma-like. Lineage: Eukaryota; Metazoa; Chordata; Actinopteri; Pleuronectiformes; Pleuronectidae. Bases 1 to 1206 code for a protein of 401 amino acids. The record is from RefSeq and is a predicted model, not a curated record. Gene Ontology annotation, biological process: phosphatidylinositol metabolic process. The transcript has 10 exons. Gene Ontology annotation, molecular function: phosphatidylinositol kinase activity.
AUGUCUUCUCCCAGCGCCUCGAAGAGGAAGACCAAGAAGAAGCACUUUGUACAGCAGAAGGUGGAGGUGUUCCGAGCCGGGGAGCCCGUUCUGAGCGCCCUGAUGUGGGGAGUCAACCACUCGAUCAACGAGCUGAGUCAGGUGCCUGUGCCUGUCAUGCUGCUCCCUGACAACUUCAAGGCCAGCGCCAAAAUAAAAGUCAGCAACCACCUCUUCAACAAAGAGAAUCUACCCGGGCAGUUCAAAUUCAAAGAGUACUGUCCACAAGUGUUCAGAAACCUGCGAGAGCAUUUUGGCAUUGAGGACCAAGAUUAUCGGGUUUCCCUGGCCCACAGUCCCCCCCUCAAAGAAGAGGAGGGGCACAGCGUGGGCCGGCUGCUGACGUCGUGUGACCGCACCUUGGUGGUUAAAGAGAUCUCCAGUGAGGAGGUCGAGGAAAUGCACAGCAUCCUCUCAGAGUAUCACCAGCACAUCGUCACCUGCCACGGGAGUACCCUGCUCCCUCAGUUCCUGGCCAUGUACAGAGUCACAGUGGAGAGCGAGGACACCUACCUGUUAGUCAUGAGGAACGUUUUCAGCCACAGACUGCAUGUGCACAGGAAGUACGACCUCAAGGGGUCACUGGUGUCUCGUGAGGCAAGUUUUAAAGAGAAGGUGAAAGAGCUGCCCACCUAUAAGGAUGUGGACUUCAGGAAUAACAUGCAAAAAGUGUAUGUGGAUGAAGAGGAGAAAGAGAAGAUCAUGGACAAACUCAACAGAGACACUGAGUUUCUGGUGCAUAUGAGGAUGAUGGACUACAGCCUGCUGCUGGGCAUCCAUGAUGUAGAGCGGGCUGAGAGGGAGGAGGACGAUGAGGAGGAGGAGGAUGAGGAGACAGGGCUUCCCUAUGAAGAGGAGGAGGAGGACGAAAACGGCCUGGCUUCCCCUCAGGGCAUCGCUGGGUACAUGAACUCCUUCAAACCCAUGGGUGCUGGGGAGUUUGACCCUUAUGUGGAUGUGUAUGCUAUUCAGAGCGCCGUAGGUGCACCCCAGAGAGAGGUGUAUUUUAUGGGCCUGAUUGACGUGCUGACACAGUACGACACCAGGAAGAAAGCCGCUCAUGCUGCCAAGGCUGUCAAACACGGGGCGGGAGCAGAAAUCUCCACGGUUCAUCCAGAGCAGUACGCCAAACGAUUCCGAGAGUUCAUCACCAAGAUCUUUGCCUAG